AUGGGUCCCCCCAAGACUAUCAAGCCUUCCGUCGGGCAGCCUGACAAGCCCUCUGAGAAGACCUCAAGUGACUUCCUCGACAGUAGGGAAGAGCUACCAGUUUCCUCCAUGCGCGCCAUGAUGCUCGAAGAAAAACAGGAAAAAGCUCCACGAGAUGCGCCCAAAGCAAGCUCCGUGGACAUAAUGAAACAGAUCCUUGCCAGAUCCUCUGGUCAAGGUUUACUCGCGAGCUUUCCCAAGGCCGAUGAACAGCGCACUGUCACGUCACCUGCUGGAUCUUCCGCCAAAGAGACUCAAAAAGUCGGUAGUGCACCACAGAAGCCUACCUCGGAGCCGAAACCCAAAACAUUGGAUCUCCAAAUCGCGAGCACCACUCCCAAGAAUCAGAAAAAACCCAUCGCGAGCAGAGGACCACCAAGAAGUGCGGGAACCACAUCUCAAAUUGAUUCGGAUGAGAAGCUGAAGCAACAGCGAGCGGCAGCCAAAUUGAAAGACCAGAAGAGUCCUUUUGCGAGCAGCUCAGCCUCAUCUGCGGCAGCUCCCACCAAGGGAAACUUGAAAGUCACAGCCAAAAUACCUGCAACUUCAUUGGAGAAAAAGACUGUUUCAUCUCAAAAGCAGCCCCACAAGAAUACCCUCAAGAAUCGGGAGAAACCACUCACAGGUAGCCCGGUCGUGUCCACGGAAGCUCCGAAAAUUAAAGGCACUACAUCCCAAAUCGUCUCGGAGAAAUCAAACUCGCCAGACACCUCUCGCAUGGUUCGGACACAGCCACAGCCACUCAAGAGAGAAAAUGUCUCGUCGAUCAAAUCUUCUGCCACCACAAUGGAUGGCACCCCCUCCACUCAGAUGGCUGAUAAGAGGCCCGCGUCCCCAAAGCAGACUGCCAGUCUCGCUGAGACCAAAGGGUGGAAGCAAGUCUAUGCCUUCCAGUACAAUUCCGAACUAUACGUUUCGAUGUGUCAAUUCGCUCUACCGGAGAGUUUCGAUGAGCCAGAUCAGGACUCAAACAAGGUUCCCCAAAAUGGGUCUUGCGUCGACUCUUCUUUCCAAGAGCCAAGACAAACAAAUCCACACGUGCGAGUCCCAGAGAGGUGGGAACCAGACAGCGACGAGCCUCAGGUUUGGAUUCGACGCUCACUCCAACAUUCAGUCACCUUGGAAUCGUAUCAAUGGUCCGAGGUCCAAUGGGCUCACCUCUGGUGCAUGGCCAAACAUUGGAAAGCCGAGAUUUCUGACAUUCUGGGGAUUCAAAUCGAGCAAUUCCAAAGCCGGACCGCGUUAGCACAGAGCAAUUAUGACAUAGUCUACCCCGGCCAUCCGGGAGACGUUUGUGAGGAGAGUUGGUGCAAGCCAUGUCGACAACUUCUACCGGAACCCGACAGGGCCAAGCGCUCCAAGCAGCGGGACCACCUUCGGAGGCGGCUUCAUGCAGAUGCAGAAACAGCUAUCAAGAUGUCUAACAACUGGCAUUACAGGACAAAGAAGCCUGGAGAGCUCGGGAGCGAGAAGGAAAUAAUCUAUGACACACAAUGGGACCCAGAAUGUCAGAUUGACACGAUCCUUUGGACCCCCGAGAACAGCGCGCGUUUCAUCCAUGAUGAAAACCUCAAGUACUGGGAUUCACGUACGGAAUUCGGUUGCUGGGGUCACACUGGAUACCCAACAGUCAUACAAAACUCGCUGAGAUGGGACUGCUGCCACCGGGCGAUAGAAGCAGCUGGAUGUCAUGCUGGCCCAGGACACGAAUAUCAUGACGCGGUGCUCUAUGAUAAGACAUGGCGUCUACAUGAAACUCCAAAGCAGAAGCCAGUGGAUUACCGCAACGCCGUCGUCAUUGACUGCCAGAUGGGAAAGAAUGACUGGGGCCAGGAUGAGCUGAUCAAGCUUACUGCCAUUGAUUACUUUUCUGGGGAGAUUUUGAUCGACAAGUUGGUAUGGCCGAGUGUCCGGCUUGUGCACACCGACAGGUGGUUCACUGGAAUCGAAUGGGCUGAGCUGCAAAGUGCUCACAGAGACCAAACUGCGAUUGAAGGUCGCGACGCUGCUCGAGAGCUGCUGUUUCGCUAUGUGGGGGACAAGACAGUUCUCAUCCUGUUUGACGGUCGGAGGGACAUGCUCGCCUUACGACUUAUUCACCACCAUAUCAUUGAUGCCAAGCACAUUGGCAAAGAAAACCCGAGGGUUGAUAUCGACACAAUGGCGCAUUUCUACCUGAGAGGUGACGCUCCACUUCGCAAUAUCUAUCGAAACCCAUUGCGGAACAGUCUCCAAGAUGCCAUAACAACCCGCAAUCUGGUCCGCCAAAUCUCGCUGAACGAAGGCGUAGCCGAGGUCUACGGUCCUAAUUUUGGUCUGAUGGAUUAUGUUGAGCGUCAAGAGGUUGUGCCCGGCAAUCUAACCAAGCUCGACAAAUGCCACUGGCCAAAGUUCUCCAGUCUUGUGUCCAGCGAACGCCAGAUCAGCAGACUGAGGCCUCUUUCGACACAACGAGUCCCUUACUUGAGAAAACACCGCGGCCACAAAGUCGUCCCAAAUGUGCCUAUCUGGAGGGACAAGAGAGGCAAUUUGUUCGAUCAAAAUGGCGCGUCGAUUUCUAAGCCCUCCCCUCAAAAGUUUGAAGAGGAUUUGCACUGGGUGUACAACUUUUUCUUUGAAGACACUCUACCAGAAGUUGGUGAUUUCCUCACCUUCAUGGAACUCAAUCGCAAAGACUCAAGCAACAGCUGGCGUUUCCCAUAA
Penicillium brevicompactum is the source of this 2742-nucleotide messenger RNA. RefSeq lists its product as uncharacterized. Lineage: Eukaryota; Fungi; Ascomycota; Eurotiomycetes; Eurotiales; Aspergillaceae. Bases 1 to 2742 code for a protein of 913 amino acids. The record is from RefSeq and is a predicted model, not a curated record. The transcript is spliced from 3 exons. Gene Ontology annotation, molecular function: nucleic acid binding.